AUGACAUGGAAGUUAGGAGAUGAAGAGCCAGCUUCUAAUGGCGGUCGUGGUACAGACGAUGCUCUUACGGUCACUCGAAUCCUUGAGGCAUCUGAUAUUCCAUGUUGCCUUGUGGGGAUAUCUGCGCUUAUAUUCUAUGGCGCUGCCAGGCUGCGUCCGGACUGGGAAAUCGCUAUUCCGACAGAACUCAUCGGUAAAGCUGCGCAGCUAUUACAAUCAGAACCACACUCGGCCAACUACUCUUUAGUAGAACCUUGGCCCGAGCCAAGCAUGUCCCUUUUACAUACAUAUCAUCGUUUCAAAGGCAAAGGCACCAACUUCUACUUCAUCCUGGUACCUGCGCAAGAUGUCCACAUAGUUUGCGAGCCCUCGAAUAUCACACGCAGCCUCAGAGGGCUACCUUAUCCUAAGCUAAGCGUCUUUAUCCAAAGCUGCUUGGAUACUCGUAACGAGUUGCAACUUUGUGAUGUGGUCGACGGCACUGACCUACCGGAAGAAUGGGGAGAAGAAAACCUCCAACUCGAAGGGUUUAAUGAUGUGGAGUGGGCCAAAGAUAUAAAUAAACGUGGAUGUGAAUUUGAGAACGGCAAAUUUGCUCAUUGGUCACCUUUCGCCUGGGAUGCGCCGAAAAGUAGGAGGGAGAUGUGGCAGUCUAAGGUGCGGACCAAGAAAGAUAGGCUGGAUUGGACAAAGCCGGAUCAUGUCUACAUCACGCAAUACCGUAUCAUAGGCGAUCCGGACCCGUGGACUAUUCUCUCUGAUGAUUAUUAA
Molecule: messenger RNA, 771 nt
Organism: Fusarium sp. VM40
Lineage: Eukaryota; Fungi; Ascomycota; Sordariomycetes; Hypocreales; Nectriaceae
Source: the annotation of a GenBank genome assembly